This is a messenger RNA of Hippocampus zosterae (dwarf seahorse), 5375 nucleotides long. It is a transcript of the gene ada2a, whose product is annotated as adenosine deaminase 2a. Gene Ontology annotation, molecular function: adenosine deaminase activity. NCBI's taxonomy places the organism in Eukaryota, Metazoa, Chordata, Actinopteri, Syngnathiformes, Syngnathidae. Gene Ontology annotation, biological process: inosine biosynthetic process; adenosine catabolic process. Bases 184 to 1701 code for a protein of 505 amino acids. The record is from RefSeq and is a predicted model, not a curated record. The transcript has 10 exons.
AAUUUAUGUUGAAAGAGGCGGGGCUUCUGAAUUUAGGAGAGCUGCUUCUGACAGGACCGCGAGUCGGGGUUGACAGAACGACCUGGUCCAGUAGUCUGGAACGUCUCGUGGGUUCUGCUCGUCGGAGUAUUCAUUGGCUGCGGUUGAAAGGUCAUCACUUGUCUGUGGUUUGCCAGUGGGAUUAUGGUGGCUGAGUUGCAGCGCCCCCUCGCGGCUGUCACCUGUCUGCUGUUUUGGUAUGCAGCAAGUGUCCUGUCCAUGCCGAAUCCCCAGUUGAGGGAGUCUCUCAUUGAGCUGGAGGCCUCCCAGCAGACAGGGGGGCAAAUGGUGCUAACAGACUUGGAAAAGCUCCUGGAUGCUCGGCUGUACCAAAUGAAGCAGGAUGAGAUGGCUAAAGAGCAAUUCCCUCCUGCCCUGCACUUCUUCAAGGCCAAACCCUUAAUCGAGCGCAGUCCCAUCUUUCGCCUGCUACAGAAAAUGCCCAAAGGUGGAGCCCUGCAUGUCCAUGACCUUGCCAUGGGGGACCCCGAGUGGCUUGUGAAGAAUGUGACGUAUCGGCCGAACUGCUACAUGUGCGUCACUGACAAAUGGUCGGUCAGCUUCAUCUUCUCAUCGGGGCAGCCUAAGAAUGUGCCUAACUGCUCUGCGUGGAUCCUAAUGGAAACACUCAGAAACAAACUGGUCAACAUCACAGAUCUAGACAACAGCAUUCUGGCCAAUCUGACACUCUUCACUGAUGGUGAUCAUGAGGCCUUGUAUCCAAACCAAGUUGUGGUUUGGGAGAAGUUUGACUUGAACUUCAGGGCCGUGAUGGGUCUGAUCACAUAUGCGCCCGUGUUCAGAGACUAUUACUACCACAGCCUCACUCAAUUCUACAAGGAUAGCGUCAUGUAUGUGGAAGUCCGCGCUUUACUUUUGGAGGUCUACGAGCUGGACGGCAGCAUUCACGACUCAGCCUGGGCUCUGAAAACCUACGGGGAUGUCACCAGACAGUUCAUAGCCGACCACCCGGAUUUCUUUGGAAGCAGAUUCAUCUUCGUUGUCCACAGGACGAUAGAUGCAUCUGCGUUGAUGGCAGUAGUAGAAAAAGCAAUGAAGCUGCAGAGAGACUUCCCAGACUUGAUGGUGGGCUUUGACUUGGUCGGACGUGAAGAUGACGGAAACCCGCUUUGGUAUUUCCGAGAUGCCCUGUCGCUACCAGGAGAGAUGGGCGUGACACUUCCCUACUUUUUCCACGCUGGAGAGACAAAUCUGGAGGGCACCGAGGUGGACCAGAACUUGUUGGACGCUAUUAUGUUUAAUACUUCACGUAUCGGCCAUGGGUUUGCUUUGAAUCGUCAUCCUUUGGCUCGAGAGCUGUCCAGGAAGAGAGGCGUGGCUGUGGAAGUGUGUCCCAUAUCCAACCAGGUGUUGAAGCUGGUGGAUGACCUACGAAACCACCCGGCAGGGGCGCUGAUGUCCCAGAACCAUCCAAUGGUCAUCAGUUCCGAUGACCCGGCAAUGUUCGGCUCCUCCGGCCUCUCCUACGACUUUUACGAGGCCUUUGUGGGCUUCGGGGGCAACAGGUCCCACCUAGGCACGCUCAAACAACUUGCCAUCAACUCUAUUCUAUACAGCUCGCUCAGCCUAGAACUGCAGAACGAAGCUUUGGAUUUGUGGCAGAGGAAAUGGGACAAGUUUGUGUCUGAAAAUACUUUCUAGAAACAAGAGUGUGGUUAUGGAAAUUAUUUUUGCUCUUAUCCCAGCAUACGUCCUUGGAAGAGACUCUUGAAUUCUGCUGCUGUGUUGUGAGCAGGAAUGUGGGGCUUUGCUCUUUUAGGACUUUUAUGAUUGGGUAUUUCUCUUGAAUUUGCACUUCGUAAUGGCAGGGCGCAGAAUUGCUUCGGGUGCUUUCGCUUUGGACAUCGCCAUGAAAACUACCCGCACUAUUUUUAAACAUUUUACAUGCAUUUUGGUCACAACAAUUUGUGUUUAUGGUUCUUGGAAAACUCUGGCCAAAAAUCAAAAGUUCAGACGUUUGUUUGCAGUGUAUUCUAAAUGCUACUCUGAGUCUGGAAAUCAAUUUUCAGGCUUCCAAGUGGCUAUAAGGAUGGCCUUUCAUUUUGAGGUUAUGGCGCCACCCUUUGUUUUGGCAAUCUGUAGACAGAGAUUUUUUUCUUGAAGUGAUUCGCAAGACCCCAAAAGAAUCAUGUUUUGACUGUGGAGCUUGCAGUUGCGUGCGUGCGCUUUACUUGUGAUUUAAGAAGUGAAUGAUUCAAAUGUGUUGUAUGAGGCGGUUAGGAAAUGCUCUCUGCUGAUAUUUGUUUAUAAACUUUACUGUUUUGAUAACAAGAGCGGUCUUGUCACAUUCAUUGUGACGUUUGUCCAAAACUGCCACUAAAACAUUGUAUCUUGAAAAGGCACUGUAUUUCUAUGCACACAUUUGCACUCUUUUAUUUUGGAACACAGAGGAACUCGGCUUUGGAUCAUCAUCGUUGUCAUCAGCGGCUGCUCGUGUUGAAUUGGGAGAAGUAUCGCUCAUCAAUGUGUCCCCUUCCAAUGUCCUCUUUCCUUCAUACAGAAACAUGACUUAUGAAGCGUCCAUAAGCAAACAGACCGCUCUGUUGUGUGUGUGUGUGUGUUCUACCUGUGCUGUGCUGCAGCCAGCUCUUUGUUGCUCGUGUCAACAUGUCGUCGUAGCUGCUUCCUGUGUCGGGCUCGCUGCCUCUCCAAGAGCACAGCUGUACGAGCCGAAUCCAGACGGAUGCCAUCGUGUCGCAUCUCUUCUCUUUUCUUCUCUAAUUCCGCCCUCUAUGAUGCGUGUGCAUUCCAAGUCGAGCAAGUUUUAAAUACUUAAAAUGGAGAACAUGUUUGACUCGGGUGUAAUUCUGUGGUUGUUACCAUUUUCUCUUCAAUUUGAUGUUUGUAGAAUUGAGAGAUUUGCGUUGAGCUGUCAGGAGGCGGCUUCCUGUCGAUGCUGGGGUUGAGGCCAGGGGCUCCCAUCACGCCUGUGUGCCGAUCUAUCUGCUGGAUGUCUUGAUUACGCUCCUGAAGAUGCCUUUCUUUGGUCUUGAUCAUCUAACAGCAGAGUCAAAUCCAAGCUUCAACAUUUUAGCUCGGUCUGGGGUUUUUUGAAGCAAAAUUCAAUUAAAGCUAUAUACUGUAUGAUGAACAGGCUCUCGCACCAUUAGCUUGUGCACAUCGUCAACUUACGCAUCAUUCUAAGCCCACACAUCAUUUGGGAAACUCAAAUGGGAAGACAGGCAUGUGGGCAAAUAAUGCACUGCUGGCCACCUUGUGUUUUCUUCAGUCAGGCCCACCACACAAAGAUUCUUGCAAUUCAAUUUGAGAUGAGCUUCGGAGUUGCAAGUUAAAACUUGGCGGUCACAAACACAAUGUACUUUAUGUCGCUUUCUAUUUUUCUCAGUGUUGUGCAUCGACGCUGUGUUAACCACAUUCUGAGCCUCAAGCCAUGACUCACCGUGUUCCGAUUCCACUCUUGAGUCGCAAUUGCUGCUGUUUUUCUCCUCUCUUGUUCUUUGUUCAGCCGCUGCAGAGCUUCAUUGUCCAUGUCGAUUCUCCUUCGGUCGUCCUGCAGCUCUGAGGGCCCAGACAUUUAGUGAGCUCAGGUGUGUGGGUGUGUGCGUGUGUUAUUAGCUUGUUAUUAAAACCUACUCUCCAUCUUCUGUCUGUGUUUUUCUGCACCCUUCUCAUCCUGCUGCUGGAUCAGCCACCUUUGGAGCUGUUCCCUCUGCCUCUGUGCUCGUCUCCUGCUGUCUGGGUCUUCGCCGAGCAGACCAGGCAACAUCAUCAUCUGCGCUUUCGCGUCCAACUCCUUCCCGCCAUGAGGCUGUUGGUACUGACGCCGGUAGUCCACGAUGGCCUUCUCCAUGUCAUGUUUGACCUUCAGUUGUUGAGUAUGGAGCAGAGAAGCGUGUUCUAUAUUGUCCAACAUAGCAGCAUCUGUGGGGAACACCGAGACCUGCUUAGUCAAACAUUCUCGCAGAGUAUGAUACCCAUCUAUCCAUUUUCAGUACAGUAGUUUGUCCAGCAUGAGCAUGCAACCGGGUGAGCUAAGGACAGAGUAUGGUUAGGAGUGGCAGUGGCAUCCCUCUAAAUCUAAUUGGACCUCCCAAAAUCUGGUCGGACCCCCCGGCUGCCACUCCAGAUAACCGACAUGUAACGGCAACCGUGCGCUGCCCGACAUGCAGCACUGCAGUUACGUCCGUCCACACCCUCUCUUGGUAAACAGGUCAUGCAACAGUUUUAUAGACUACUUCAGCAUGUCAACUAUUUGUUUUGACUGUUAAAAUGUGUGUGAAUUGCUAUUUUAAUCUUUCCACAGUUGAUUAUAGCCAUAUAUCUGAGUAUUUACAACCAUCACCAUAAAGGCGAUUUAAUUUCUUCAGAAAUAUGAGUUAUUUUGGUGGCAAAUGUUUCUAAUCUGGAAGUUAAACACCUGGCUCACAAAAACUCCGCCUGUCCAUGGCUGCCGCGCCUACCACCCAUGAAAUGGUAAAUAGUAAUGAAGUCGCCAGAGAGGCCGGCGCCUCAGCAAGGAAGGCUGCUCAUAAUGCCUCUUUGCCAGAUACGCGCUCCGACCAUUGAGGCCACACUUGGCCCCCGCUCAAAGCGCGCCUUUAUCGGACAUGCAUGUGUGAGCGAGCGCACGGAAAUUUUCAAGGCAGUGGCGCUCCACUUGGGGAGGCCAGCGCCUCGUCCGAGGUGGCUGCUUCAGAAAGUGGGUGCACGUUUAGUCUGCAGGGGUGGUACGGCGGGGGUGAGUCCCUCAGUCUUUUCGGUAUAAGACUGGAGACCCGGUCGUUUUCUUGGUCGUGCUGAGAGAGCAAGAAUGAGCCGAGAUUGGUGAAUGGAGGAAAACACCACUUUGGGCAACUCUGAUGCCAGAGAACCAAUAUGCCAUUCUACAACAAUAGUGACAGUCGGAAGGAAAUGACACGACAGAAAAUGUUUCAAACACAUGUUAUAAAUGUAUUUGUAUUUCACCUCAAAUGACAUAACAUUUCAAAUCUUGCUUUAAGCUGGGUCAAAGACAUUGAGCAAAAGAUGAUGUCUAAAAUUGAUGGAUUUGGCAAUACAAGAAGGAAACAGCAGAGUCAUUCAUUCUUGAACAAAGGAAGCCAAGUGUGAGACUAAAAGAGAUAUCUGACUGAACAAGUCCACACAUCCAUUUUCUAAUCCGCUUAGCCUCACAAGGGUCACGGGCAUGCUGGAGCCUAUUCCCGCUGUCUUCGGGCAGUAGGUGGGAUACACCCUGAACUGGGCGCCAGCCCAAAUAAAGAAAUGUGAAAUGAGUGAGUAAUUGCCGUGAGUGUGAGUAACUGUAUGUGUGCGCGUCUGUUGUAUUCACUCAUAAAAUGGAUGUUGAUUGUUGA